Molecule: messenger RNA, 1281 nt
Organism: Cryptomeria japonica (Japanese cedar)
Lineage: Eukaryota; Viridiplantae; Streptophyta; Pinopsida; Cupressales; Cupressaceae
Exons: 5
Coding region: 384-845 (153 amino acids)
Source: RefSeq, a predicted model, not a curated record
AAACAACAACUGUCCAAAUAAUUUCCUAUUAAUUCAGCCGUUCAAAUUUUGACCCAAUAAAUUGCAUUAGAUUACACACCUCCUGGGUGAUAAGCUACAAGCGGCUGAUAAUUUGCAUUCCAUUGAGGUGAGGCUUUGCACUUGGCAAUCGUAUGUGAUGUACAUGGAACAUUGCAGGGCGUCUCUUCUUCAAUUCCAUCACAAACCAACGAGCAAAGCAUAUCCCAAUGCGAAUUCGUGUAGAUUUGUUAGCAAGAACGAAAUUAAACAAACUUCCAAAGUAAUGAAGAUGGGACUGGCUGUGGCCUUGGCGUGGCAAUUGGGAUGUGGAACUACUAUUGCCUCUCAGCUUGAAAAAGACCCAGUUCAACCCUUUACUAUAUAUGGCAGCAUUUCGUAGCAAAAAGUACUGUAUAGAGCAGCUGGUUGACGGAAAGGUGAUUGGCAGGAAGAAGGGUCUCACUGCCAAUGUUUGUGUAAAUGCAUUGGAAACCAGCAGGGAGACUCUUGAACUUCAACGUUUACCAAUUGAUGUAAAGGUAUUUUUAACUUGUUUUGGGCACUGGAUAUUCCAUCUGUUCAGAAAGGUAAAUAUAAUUGGCGACCCAUCUUGUGAAAAGGGUGAAGGACAAACGAAGGAGGAUUCUUGUAUUGUUCCUUGUAAAAAGGCCUGCAAUGUUGCUAUUUCUCGCCAUUUGGCAGGAGUUAAGAAAGAAACUGGCUACAUUUUAGAUGAAACAGAUAUGUCCAAAGUUGUUGACUCAUGCUCCACCCGUUGUUUCAAUGAAUGUUUAAAGUCAGGGAAGAGCAUAUCUUUUGUCUAUAUAUAUAGACCUCCUCGGUAAGCCUGGAUGGGAGCAUGCACACUUGAUGGGCAGCCUCCCUUCUAUCAAUUUUGAAUUUCUAAUGGGGAUAAUGUUGAAGCAAGUUGCUCUGGACUUUAAUGAAAGAAAUACAAUGUCUAAGCUGGCUACUAAAAGUAUUUCAAGUGUUUUAUGUACUGGUAACCACAUUUGCGGUUGUGGUACAAUCAACCUUAUAGAGUAAUCUAUAUUCCAUCUUCUCUCUUGUGUAGUUUGGGUAUAAUUAUGUACAAUCUCUUCAUCAUAUUGAAGUGAUCACCAUUAUCUACUACAGAUAAGAAAGAAUCAAUGAAUGUAGUCAAGGGAUAAUGUCUCUCCGACUCUCUGUACAUGAAAUGUAAGUUCUUAAGAAUGGAUUUGUAGAAUUACCUUGGAUAGGGCCAUUUAAAAUAUUAUAUGAAACAAUGAUUCGUAUCUA